AUGGAUCUCUCACCGGAGAUGUCACUAGAGGCCAUUUUCGAAACGAUUGACACGAAGAAACCAUGGGCACUUACAUUCUCGUAUGGUCGAGCUCUACAGGCAUCAGCCAUGUCAAAAUGGGGCGGAAAGGACGAGAACGUCAAGGCAGCUCAG
Molecule: messenger RNA, 153 nt
Organism: Cooperia oncophora
Lineage: Eukaryota; Metazoa; Nematoda; Chromadorea; Rhabditida; Trichostrongylidae
Source: the annotation of a GenBank genome assembly